Messenger RNA from Aureobasidium uvarum, 1044 nucleotides. Lineage: Eukaryota; Fungi; Ascomycota; Dothideomycetes; Dothideales; Saccotheciaceae. The record is from the annotation of a GenBank genome assembly.
AUGUACAAGGCCGCCUUCCCCUGGUCAUCGCUCGAGGAGGAGGAGAUUGAGAAAAAGUACAUCAAGUCGCUCGACGAGACCGACAGCGAGGAGAUUGCCGGCAACGUGUGGAUUCCCGCAGAGUCAGCUUUGACUCUCGCCGAGGCAUACGGUAUGCGUGCUUGGAUUGAGGCCCUGCUCGACCCCGAGCCCAUCGCCAAGGGAACCCACGACCCCAACAAGAACAUUGCUACGCCUCCGCGCUUCCUCAUUCCCACCUCGGAAGCCACCACUCUUCCUCCUCCAACAGAAACCACCUCUCGCCGCCGCACUCUUCGUUCUGCCUCCCCUGCAAAGGCUCCUNNCCCACUCCCAGCCGCAAGAUCGCAACUCCCAGAAGGACCCGGCGCGCAAAGCCUGCAGCAUCAAGUGCGCUUGCCCCCNACCGCCGAGAGCGCCGAGGAGUCUGCUGCACCAGAAACUUCGCUUGAACCCGAGUCUGUCAAGUUCGACUCAAUAAUCGCCUCUAGCGAAGCAGCAGCAAAGGCAGACGCAGAAGCCGCACUUGCAGACGAGAUCCCCGUGACCCUCAGUGCUCGCUCUGGCGACACAGUUCAAGUUGACAUCGAGACCACCACGGUGCCCGGUAUCAAUGGUGCUAGCCCCACUGAGAGUGUGCGCGCUGUGGUCAAUGUACCAGCCACCCACCCAGACCUUGCACAACCUAGCGAUCCUCAGGCUUACCUCGACAUGGCCAAAGAAUCGAUCGUUGCCGCACACAAGUUGACGGCCAGCCGCACUCCUGGCAAGAAGCGCAAGGCCCUCGAGGCAUUUGAAGAUGACGAUGAGUCCAUUUCCGUGUUCCCCGAAUUUGACACGGUUGGGUCAUCUGCUGCAGUCGCUCCUAUAGAGAUUGACGAGCGUCCGGCCAAGAGACAACGUUUCACCGAGAUUGAGCUUCGUAAGGAGAAGAUCAAGAAGAGAGCAACGUUGGGGAUCUUGACCACUAUGGCUAUGNNGGGUAUGUUUGCAUCUCCUCUACUCUGUUCUACCAUGAACUUUUGA